AUGGAGAACAAGGAGGACGGCUCCGCCAGCCGCCGCCGGCAACUCCGGCCGUUCCACUUCCAACCUGGCCGCACCUCCCUCUCCCAAAGCUCCUCCCUCCGUCGCACGUCCCAGUACAACCCGGCCGCCACCCAUUUCGCCUCCCACUCCUCUGCCUACGGAUCCAGAUGGGGAGCCGCCACCUCGUCACCACCACCUCCGCCGCUGCUCUCUCAAACCCUCGGGUCCGGCGGUGCCGCCGGGGGUGUUGGAGGGAGCUCGGCCUCUCACGCGCACGCCUCGUUGUCCGCCGCAUCCGGGUGGGAGGCCGGUUCUUCGUCGUCCCACCAGCCACAACCCCCGCCGCUCUCUGAAACCCACGGGUCGGGCGGUGGCGCCGGCAGCGUCGCGGGAAGCUCCGCCUCUUGGCAGAGCAUCUACGGAUCCUCGUCGUCCUACUCCUACUACUUCCAGGAUCAGGCUCCACCGUCGCUCGUCGGCGGCAGCGCCUUCCCGCAGUGGCAGGAGAACCUCUCCGGGUCGUCCGACUAUGAGAUGCCACCAUUGUCGCAUCCGGAGGAGCUGUAUCCCACGUCGGGCGGUGGCGUUAACGGAGGCGGAAGCGGAAGCGUGUUCCUGUUAUGGCUUGACGUGGCGUGGCCGCCCGUCACUCACGCAACCAGGCGUCAUCUGCAUCCCGUGGUGUGGCCGCCCGCGUACACGACGCCGCCGUUGUCCAGUUCGUCCGUCAACCAGGCGUCGUCUGCGUCUGGCCUGCUUCUGCAUGCACCGCAGAGCACGGCCAGCGUCUUCGGGCAGACGCACGAGGACGCGCUUCCAGUUCCACUUCCACCCCUGCCGCCACCUAUGCAGACGACGGCCAUCUACCUCCCGCCUAUGGAGACGAUCAUGGAAUUCGAUGAGACGGCGUACAUCUCGCUUUUGGACGGCGCCGACUUGGUCAGCACGCACGGUGUGAUCAACUCCUCCAGCGACGAUGACACAGACAACAACACCAGCACCAGCACCAGCGUUGCAGCGAGCUCGCCACAGCCCAUCCCUGCUCAAGCUGUGGUGAAGCAGGAACCCGUGUCUUGGUCGCCGUUGGUGACAUCCAUCUCACUGCCCAUCCUUGCUGAAGCAAUGGUGAAGCAGGAACCCGUUGCUGAAGCAAUGGUGAAGCAGGAACCCGUUGCUGAAGCUACGGUGAAGCAAGAACCCGUCCCUGAAGCUAUGAUGAAGCAGGUGUUAGACUUAGAGAUAUUUGAGUCUUUGUAA
This is a messenger RNA of Aegilops tauschii subsp. strangulata, 1257 nucleotides long. The record is from RefSeq and is a predicted model, not a curated record. NCBI's taxonomy places the organism in Eukaryota, Viridiplantae, Streptophyta, Magnoliopsida, Poales, Poaceae.